CUCAUUCUCGGCAACAAAAACAUCGAAGCAUGUCUGAUGAACACCCCUCCAACUAUGGUCCUCCUCCUGCAGGGUGUUACGUCAGCCCAUUCUCGGCUCUGUUUCCGUCGACGUUUCCACCGGAGACGGAUCCUAACAUCGUGGCUUGCUUUCAAUUGGCUGAUCAAGACGGCAGUGGAUUUAUUGAUGAUAAGGAGUUGCACACAGCUCUUACUUCCUGCAACGAAAGCUUCAGUUUGAGAACUGUCCAUUUGCUCAUGUAUCUCUUCACUAACAGUGACACAAGAAAGAUCGGUCCUAUGGAGUUCACUUCAUUGUUCUAUAGUCUUCAGAGUUUGAGGGCAAUUUUUGAGAAAUUGGAUAGGGACAUGAGUGGUAAAAUCGACGCCAAUGGAAUGAGUGAAGCACUGUUGAGUCAAGGAAUUGCACUUCCUCCCACUGUCUUGGAAUUGCUAGUAACCAAGUUCGACACAACUCAGGGUCCAAUAAGGACCAUCGACUAUGAAAACUUCAUCCUGUGCAGUCUUAUAGUUAAAGGCUUAACUGAGAAAUUCAAGAAGUACGACAGCAUGCACACUGGUACUGCAACCUUUACAUACGGAGAAUUCAUGUUCACCGUUCUGCCCUUCUUAAUGGCUUAG
Molecule: messenger RNA, 641 nt
Organism: Hibiscus syriacus
Lineage: Eukaryota; Viridiplantae; Streptophyta; Magnoliopsida; Malvales; Malvaceae
Product: calcium-binding protein CBP-like
Exons: 5
Coding region: 30-641 (203 amino acids)
Molecular function (GO): calcium ion binding
Source: RefSeq, a predicted model, not a curated record